GGCACACGAUUUGUAACCAGUAGUGCAGGGCUACCGCGACUAAUCUGCAACUAAUUUCAAUAUUUUCUCCACCACUCUUGGGUGAAACGAUCAAUGGAAUCACCUGAACCAAUAGACCCGCUGACUGCUGCUCAUGAAGCUACAGCACUGUGGCACCGCCAACAGGCCGCCAGCCAGCAAGACUGCGCUGCACGAACUUGGCACAGCGAUCAGGCGGAGCACUGGACAGCGGUGGCAGACCGGCGCCGUGAAAUAGCGGAACGGGCUGCGCGACGGAGGCGCGAUGGCACGGAGCUCGGUCGCCUCGCCGAAGACAUGGUGUUUGAGGUCCUGGAGGCGUCUCAAAUCAAAGAGGUUUUGUCUCUUGGCGCUACGUCGCGCCGCCUUCGCACCCUCACGACAGCGGACCGCCUUUGGGCGCCGCGGGUUGCCACGGAGCUCAGCUUUGGGUCCAGUCUCGCCGCUUCCACGGUUGCGUCGCUGGCGAGCUUCGGAUGCGACCCGCGACGCCUGUGCUUGCAAUUCCUCCCGUGGCAACGGGCGUGGCCGCCCGCUGAGUUCCGAAGCACACACGGUGACGGGGAAGUAUUUGCGUGGCGGCCGCGCGAUGAGGUUCCGGCGAGCCUGCGUCUCCCGUUCGCGCAGGAGUGGGUCUUCUGUGAGAUCUAUGAGCGGGACAAUUCUGGCAAUUACAACGCGUUCGCUAGCAAGGUCGUGCGGCUCGCUGACUGUGGACCGUGGGCAAACAACCCGCGCACUUUAAUCGUACCUCUUGACUUGGAUACGGCUGGCCACCAUAACCAGGAGCCAUGGUACGAAGUUCGUGUCUUCGCUCUCGUCAGUGGCGUCGUGGUGCCGAUCUGCGACACGGACGCGAUGGACGGCGAGCUGGGCGAGCGAUACGUCUACUUGAAUUCGCGUCCCCCUGUAUCUGACCGGGCCGAUAUUCACGAGAUGAUACUGCAGCUGAAGGUCGGCUUUAAUACGACUGAGGACCACCAGCCUCAUACGUACGAGUUCAAUAGCCUGCAUAUCGCUCUGAGGGAAUACGAAAACGACUCUGACUCGGAGUCGGUCGAAGACCCCGCACGCGCAAGAUACGAGGCUCACUACGUCGUUGAUGGGCUAAGACGCUUUCUUAGCAGCGAUGCUAUCAGCGCCCAGCGAACUGCGUUUUUCGUCAAGGAUUAUCGGCGGUCCGAUUCGGAUUACGUAGAUGGAAACUGGAAGCGGCCGAAACCCUGGGCCGACGCCGUCCUGUCGCCGGAACCCGGGACCGGCGGCAUCAUGCUCAAGUUCAAGGAUGACGUAGAGAGCGAGUCGCCACUUUUUACGCGCCGAUUUGUGGAGACGGACACGGUCGGUGCGCUCUUCAAAUAUGUUGAAGCGGAGUUUCAAUAUGGGCCAGAUAAUGGUUUUGGACUGGUCUGCGGCAGUCUAGGGUCAACCCGGGGCAUCGCGGCGGACGCAGUCCCAAGUUCGCUGGCGACGCCCCUCAAGGACGCAGGCGUGCACGGACUGUACGACGGACAGGUGGUCACGGUGGUUCCGGACAAUAGCGAC
Molecule: messenger RNA, 1563 nt
Organism: Pelagomonas calceolata
Lineage: Eukaryota; Pelagophyceae; Pelagomonadales; Pelagomonadaceae
Source: the annotation of a GenBank genome assembly